This is a messenger RNA of Indicator indicator, 510 nucleotides long. It is a transcript of the gene SMIM28, whose product is annotated as small integral membrane protein 28. The coding region runs from base 1 to 510 and encodes 169 amino acids. The record is from RefSeq and is a predicted model, not a curated record. Lineage: Eukaryota; Metazoa; Chordata; Aves; Piciformes; Indicatoridae. The transcript is spliced from 2 exons.
AUGAGGUGGCUCCUAGGCAGCAGCUGGAGAAAAUUUGGACACGCUGACAGAGGAAACUACGACUGGCUGAACAGUGAAUCAGAUGGGGCACUUCUGGAAACAGAGCUUCAGAGCAGACAACAGACAAGUUCAACCAAAGAUGACAUAGAACCAUUUCUGUUCAUCAUACUGCCUGCCACCAUGAUGCUCUUCCUGGCAUUCCUGCUGCUCUUCCUGUACCGCCGUUGCCAGCACCCCAGUCCUCAGGGGCAGAUCUUCAGCAUUGACCUCCCUGAGGCUCUGCCUGAGCACGAUAUGUCCAAUUUCCUUUCCGUGUUGCCCUGGAACAGCGAACAGAGUUUCCAGUACUCCACUCUGCUACCUGAUGCCACGUUGCUCAGUGUGUGUUUGCCUCCAUCCUAUGAGGAGGCCACCAUGAAGACUUCCACAGAUGAGGCUCACAUUGAGCUCUCUCCAGAUCCAGUGCCUCCUUAUGAAGAGAGCACGCUGCAGCCCAGCAGCACCAAAUAA